Notolabrus celidotus (New Zealand spotty) is the source of this 3126-nucleotide messenger RNA. RefSeq names its product pbx/knotted 1 homeobox 1.1 (gene pknox1.1). Gene Ontology annotation, biological process: angiogenesis; regulation of transcription by RNA polymerase II. The coding region runs from base 176 to 1528 and encodes 450 amino acids. Gene Ontology annotation, molecular function: RNA polymerase II cis-regulatory region sequence-specific DNA binding; DNA-binding transcription factor activity, RNA polymerase II-specific. The transcript has 11 exons. Lineage: Eukaryota; Metazoa; Chordata; Actinopteri; Labriformes; Labridae. The record is from RefSeq and is a predicted model, not a curated record.
AUAUUUAUGAGCCGAGCGCCCCUGCGUGCCCUUACGCGAUGACGCAACGCGACAACUGCGGGUCCCGAUUGCUGCAGCCGCUUGUCAGUGUGACGAAGAUUGGCACUCAGGUUGGCCACCUGUCCCUCCCGCUCUCUAUGAUGCUCCAGUGUUUGCAGCAUCUGCAGUGAACGUGAUGGCAGCCAAGCCGGUCUCCAUAGACAAGUACCCAAAGGGAGAGCAGCAGCAGCAGCAGAUGCAAGUAGUGAAGAUAGACAGCGAUACGGAGCAGCAGUUCAUCGAGGGGACGUUGGCGGAGGCGCCCAGUCCAACACCCACAGAGCCACAGACACCCAUGGACGCCGACAAAGCCUCCAUAUAUAGGCAUCCCCUGUUCCCUCUGCUGGCCCUGCUGUUUGAGAAGUGUGAACAGUCCACGCUGAGCUCGGACUGCAUCACCUCGGCCAGCUUCGAUGUCGACAUCGAGAACUUUGUCCGCUGUCAGGAGAAGGAGGGGAAACCGUUUUUUAGUGAGGACCCUGAACUCGACAACCUGAUGGUCAAAGCCAUCCAGGUUCUGCGGAUCCACCUGCUGGAGCUGGAGAAGGUGAGCGAUCUGUGUAAGGACUUUUGCAGCCGCUACAUCGCCUGCCUCAAGACCAAGAUGAACAGCGAGACUCUGCUGAGUGGAGAUCCAGGAAGCCCGUACUCCCCCGUGGGCCAGGCUCCCAGCUUCUCCCCCACCAAGAUUCAGACCCCCACCCUUUCGGGGACCAUCAGUCCUCAGGGUCAGAUUGUGGUCCCGGCGUCCGCUCUGCAGCAAGGGAACGUAACCGUGACAGCCGUUAACCCCACCCAGGUGGUCGCAGGCAUGUCACCAUGGCAUACGUCUCCUGCUUCAGGUGGCACGGUGUACCAGCCUGUUACAGUCGUCACUCCGCAGGGCCAGGUGGUAACACAGGCGCUCUCCCCGGGGACAAUACGAGUCCAAAACAAUCAGCUCCAGUUGCAGUUUCACCAGGACCUGAACCUCUUCAAUCACGACGAAAACUCAUCCAAGAACAAACGUGGAGUUUUACCCAAACAAGCCACCAACGUCAUGCGCUCGUGGCUCUUCCAGCACAUCGGGCAUCCGUAUCCAACAGAGGACGAGAAGAAACAGAUCGCCACUCAGACAAAUCUGACGCUCCUGCAGGUCAACAACUGGUUUAUAAACGCACGGAGGCGGAUCCUGCAGCCCAUGUUGGACGCCAGCUCAUCUGAGACGCCGAAAGCCAAGAAGAAGACGCCUCAGAACCGACCUCUGCAGCGCUUCUGGCCCGACUCCAUCGCUGGAGGAGGAACUCACCAGCAAGUUACCAUGCCUGAUGGUACGAUGGUGACGAUGAACAUGGAGGGUCUGCAGAGCCUGACGUCAGACGGCGCCACACUGGCGGUGCAGCAGGUGAUGCUGGGGGGCCACAGCGAGGACGAGUCGGGGGACAGCGUGGACGAAGACGACGACGACAUGGCUGGGCUGGGCCUGGACAACAGCGACUCAUUGCAGUAGAGGACACACUCCCUCACACUCUGAUCCACACACACACACACACACACACACACACACACACACACACACACACACACAGGAGGCGUGCGUAAACAGGUCUACAGAGAAAAACACACACACACACACACACACACACACAUUAGGUUUACACUGAGCACAAACCUUCAGGACGUCUCGGCGGCGCUCCUGCACUCUUCCAACCCUCCACCCUGCUGAACGGCGGUUUAUGCUGCGUGUGUGUACAUCACGAGUUUCAUUUCAGAAACCGUUUUUUAAUUAUUUAGUCGAUGUAUGCGAGUGCACUUUUUUUGUAUAUUUAAGCUCAAAAAGAUUAAAUCAAACAAACGGAAGAAAAAAAAAAGAAGUGUUAAAAAACACAGAAGCAGCGUUUGUAUGCUCCGUUAUUAAUGUUGACUGAUUUCUGAUUGGUUCCCGCUCCCCUGUUGAAUUCUCAUUUUGGAUGCCAACACUUUAAAGUUGUAUCUGUAAGGGUUUGUCUCACUUUUUGCAUGCUUGUGUUUUGAGUAGAUGUGCGCACUCUUACGACUGACUCCACGUGGAGAGAUUCGGGGGAGGAAAAAAAAAUGAGAGAAGCUUAUUUUUAUAUACAAACAUAUGUAAUUAGUGUUUUUUUUGUUCCAUUUUUUGUGUUCUCCUGUUUUGUAAGGAAUAUUUAUGUACAGAUUCAUAAUUAAGGAUAGCGACCCUGUUUUCCGGGGUUCUUUGAAGUUUUCUAAAAAACAGAAAAAAGGAAUUGAAGCUGAUAAAUUGCUAUUUAAAUUGGUUUUAAACUUACGAUACUAACAAGGCCUUACGUGUGUUCUUUUCUAAACGAUUCUUGCCAAGAAGCACAAAAAGAAAGCCCGACCCUCGCCUGGUGAAAUAGUCAAAACGACACUAAAGUGCAGAGCGUGUGUGCGGCUCUGCGAAGCAUCGUUGGUGUUUUUCUUUGCGAUGUUUUGAAACGCAGCUCCAGUUUUAGCGUCAUUGUGUAUAUCAUGCGGUGCGUCCUUUUUAAUCAUGUUACAGUAGUCUUGCAGGCGUCACUUCUCAAAAAUGCACAAUCCAGAACACUAUGCUGAUCACACAAUCACGAGGGUCCGAUGUGGAAACCCGUCAUCAACAAGAAGCAGUGGACUUUUUGCACGCAUUAAACUUUUAUUUAUGUACAUGCUCCUGCGCUCACACACAGAGCAGGCCGGAGAAGUUGGACUCUUCGUGGUUCGUGGAGGACUGAAGUCUGAAGCGCUGCAGCCUCCGUCGCUCCCCCUCCACUACACGCUCGUAGUGAACCACCGGGAAUCUCUUUAUCAACCUGUUGAUAUUUCUGCACAAGCUGGGGUGCCUCUGUUUGAAUAUCUGUCAUAUUGUACUGUAAACCAGUCGUCUGUCAUAGUUUGAGUAAUCUGGUUUAUCUCCCUCCUGUAAAGUGGAGACUUGAAGCAGCCGGAGGAGGUGUGGUGAGUCCUGGUGGGCCCUCGCUGAGCUCUCCGUUCUUUACUUGCGUCUGUCUUGCUUUUUAUGAAGCGUUCUUCACUUUUCUCUCGUCUGUUUUGCCUUAGAGCUUUCUAUUUUGGAAUAAACGAUGCCUAACUCUC